UCAAAAAUGGCUGCCUUGUUGUUGGCGACUGUUGUGUGCUUGUACGAAUAAAUGUUUAUUUCAAUAUUUUGUUUUGCAUUGUAAUAAAUAUAUAUGUGAUGCGUAGCAAAGUGCGACUAAGUAAUAAGUUAAGUGAUUGUUCCACCAACAGUUACAAAUAGGAGAGCAUUUAAUAAAUGGUAGCUAAAGAUACCCCACCAUUAGUAUAAGAAUAUAUUAUUAUAGUAGUUGAGAAUUAUCAAUUGAAAUAAUUCAAAAUGUCAAAGAUGUGGCCACAAUCGCAAUAUUCACACACCAACACACCUUACCAAUCAAAUGCAGCGAAGACAAAUGAACAUCAAAAUCAACAGAAUUUAAAAACAUUGGGGAUGACUUCUGCUAUAUCUAUGGCAGGCCCCAAACCAAUUGAUAUUGAAAAGACAAAUGAUUUAAAAGAAUCUCUCGUGCCAUUCGGUGUAUUUGAAUCUGAGGCAGAAAUGCAUCACCGUAUGGAAGUGUUGGGUUCAUUGCAUCGUCUCGUAAGACAAUGGAUACGUGACGAAUCCUUGAGGAAGAAUAUGCCCCCCAGUGUUGCGGAUACAGUGGGUGGGAAUAUUUACACAUUCGGAUCUUAUAGACUUGGGGUACAUCACAGAGGGGCGGAUAUUGACGCGUUGUGUGUCGCACCUCGUCAUAUUGAUAGGACUGAUUACUUUCAGUCAUUUUACGAACUACUUAAGACACAACCACAGGUUAAAGAUUUAAGAGCAGUAGAGGAUGCAUUUGUACCAGUAAUUAAGAUGAACUUUGAUGGGAUAGAAAUUGAUUUACUAUUUGCUAGACUUGCCUUGAAAGAAAUACCAGAUUCAUUUGAUCUACGAGAUGAUAUGCUGUUAAAAAAUCUGGAUCAGAAAUGCGUGAGGUCACUUAACGGUUGUCGCGUUACAGACGAAAUAUUACGUCUUGUGCCAAAUAUAAACAACUUCAGAUUGACUCUACGAGCUAUCAAACUAUGGGCUAAACGUCACGGUAUAUACUCCAACACACUGGGCUACCUAGGUGGUGUAUCCUGGGCUAUGCUGGUAGCAAGAACAUGUCAGCUGUACCCGAAUGCAUUGCCCGCAACACUGGUACACAAGUUCUUCUUAGUGUUCAGUCAAUGGAAGUGGCCGCAACCAGUCUUGUUGAAGCAACCUGAUGCUGUGAAUCUAGGGUUUCCAGUCUGGGAUCCACGGGUGAAUGUAUCGGAUCGUUUCCACUUGAUGCCAAUCAUCACACCGGCAUACCCACAGCAGAACUCAACGUUCAAUGUCUCAGCGUCAACGCGAACUGUCAUCAUGGAAGAAUUCAGACUUGGUCUAGCUAUAACAGACGAGAUAAUGCUGAGCAAAUGUGGCUGGGAACGUCUAUUUGAAGCACCAAACUUUUUCUCUCGUUACAAGCACUUCAUUGUACUGUUAGCGUCUUCAGCCAGCCCGGUUGACCAGUUGCAAUGGUGUGGCCUCAUUGAAAGUCGAAUCAGACAUCUUAUAACUACACUUGAGAGAAACCAACAUAUAACUAUUGCACAUGUUAACCCGGAGUGUUAUAACUCUGUGCCUCUCAACACUAACAAUGGACAGCCACUUGCCAUGCCUCCUGGCGCGCCGAUACCAACGGAUCCAGCGCCUGAUGUCAAAAAGAAUGAUUUGGGUGAAGUGAUAGCUAACCACUGCUCCAUGUGGUUCAUCGGACUGGUGUUUGAGAAGACCAAUGUAAAUGUGGACCUGACAUAUGAUAUAUCAUCAUUCACUAAAGCGGUGCACUACCAGGCCGAGAACACUAACAUGCUGAGAGAUGGCAUGUCUAUUGAGGCUCGUCAUGUCCGUCGUAAACAACUUCACCAAUACCUAUCGCCGUCUCUGCUGAAACGUGAGCGCACAAUAUCCGGCGCCAAGCGACGACCGCCCGAGCUCGCGCCGCCCGCCGCCGCGCCACACAAGCGCACGCGCCGCCUCUCAGAGAGCAGCACGGAGGAAGUGAGCCUAUUAUCCUACAAUGAAGAUUCAAACUCAUCAAAUAUGUACGAGGUUAACAUACAAAAUGGGACAGCGCAGACACAGACAGCUGAACAAGAGCAACGCAAGACGGACAAACAGAUGUCCGAGCCUGCAUCAACAUCAAACAGCAUUGUAUGUACGUAGCAGUACGAACAAUGGCGUAACCGGUUCAUAUUUGGAACCAGUAACGUCAAGAAGAACAAAGUGAAACGUGCUUAAUGUGACUAAGUGAAUGUGAUUUGUGAUUUUAGUAUAAGCAAGUUGGUGCAUUGGAUUACCUUUGCGGAUUUUGGUAAGUCCAUUGACUUAGGUUUUGAGUGUUGGUGAAUUUGAUACUUGUUUCUAUUAAUUAAAGAUUGAAGAAUAUGAAUUAAUUCAAUCUUAAAGCUAUUUUAUAUUAGUGAUGCACAUUAUUAUGACAUUCUUAAAAUAACAUUUUUAUUUUACUCAAGGCAAUUUGUCUACCAAAACAACUCUCCAACUCUUGAUUAAUAAUGUACAUAGAAUUAUUAUAUUUAUAACAAUUAAACAAUGGUUCGAGACAUGAGAUUUUGUGCAUCUUUAAUAUGAAAAAUAGAUUGUAUCAUUUAACUAGCAUCUCAGAUUCCAAUUUAGCAUACGGGGAAAGAAAUGGAGGUGAAAAAGGAAUAUUUUUUAACUUAGCCUAAACACCACCAGAUGUCGCGUGAAGCAACAUAUUUACGUAAGUCUAUCGUAGUUAGAAUAAUUUGCGAAAAAUUAAAAAAAAAUAUAUACAUAGAAUUUAUAAGUGUAUUUUAUAUUUAGUCUUUCGACGGUCCUGUGUUUUUUAACUUUAAUUGCAGGUUGUCAACGGAAGGAUUAAUGCGGCUUCAAGUAAGUUUCGUUCACUUAAUAUUUAGGACGAUAUUAAUAGACCUUUACAGGGAAAUUAUUGAAUAUGUAUUUUGUUAUUUAUCCUUGUUUAUUUCGUAAGUCUUUUUGAUGAUAUCAUUUUAUUUAUGACGAUACAUGAUUUUUUAAACUAAAUUGUACAAAUAUAAAUUGCCCACCCUUAAAAUGGUUGAUUAGUACAAAUAAAAAAAAAACUGUACUUCUGUGACAGUUUCCAUUUGUAUAGUUUUAAAUUUACGUAGUGGCUUAAAAAUAAGCUUAAUAAUAAAUUAAGACUUACAUCAAUAUCAUAUGGAUGUAUUCAUUCGGCUUGUUAGUUGUAUAUAGCCCUGAACAUACUCUGAUAAAAACUAAAUUCCCCACAGAUUUACAUUCAAUAUGUCAACCUGAAGGGGUCAAAUCAUAACAUAAAAAUCAAACAUUAAUAAAUUUUUGCAUUAUGCAAAAAGGAUUAGUCAAACAAAUUGUGAUUUGAAACAUCAAUAACUGUGGUUUACACAGUUAAAAUACUUGUAUAAAAACAUUGUUUUCACUCUUAAUCUCUUUAGAGACAUAGAGAUAAUUGUAAUUUUUUCCAGUUCAUCGUUAGUGGAAUCUACAUAUUGCCAUGUAUCCAAUAGAUCCUAUAUUUUUACCAUUUUCCAUAAUCUUUGUCCCCUGUAGAUAAAAGAUAUUGUGCAUUUUUAAUACCUCAUCAACCAAAGCUACCAACUGAGCAAUGUAAACACAGAUUGCAACAUGUUUUCUUGCAAAUCCAAUCAAUAUCAAAUCUUGACGUAGUAUGGUAUUUAGUUUUUGUGCCAUUAAUUUCACUCAAUACUAUGAGUCCUCAAUAACAUAAGAUCACCCUGAUAUGAUUUGUUCUUUUACAUCGUAAAUAAAUAU
Messenger RNA from Papilio xuthus (Asian swallowtail), 3776 nucleotides. It is a transcript of the gene hrg, whose product is annotated as poly(A) polymerase hiiragi. Bases 258 to 2162 code for a protein of 634 amino acids. The record is from RefSeq and is a predicted model, not a curated record. Gene Ontology annotation, cellular component: nucleus. Gene Ontology annotation, molecular function: poly(A) RNA polymerase activity; RNA binding. Lineage: Eukaryota; Metazoa; Arthropoda; Insecta; Lepidoptera; Papilionidae. The transcript is spliced from 14 exons. Gene Ontology annotation, biological process: RNA 3'-end processing.